Messenger RNA from Mirounga angustirostris (Northern elephant seal), 3442 nucleotides. It is a transcript of the gene SLC12A1, whose product is annotated as solute carrier family 12 member 1. The record is from RefSeq and is a predicted model, not a curated record. Lineage: Eukaryota; Metazoa; Chordata; Mammalia; Carnivora; Phocidae. The coding region runs from base 1 to 3303 and encodes 1100 amino acids. Gene Ontology annotation, biological process: chloride ion homeostasis; sodium ion homeostasis; potassium ion import across plasma membrane. Gene Ontology annotation, molecular function: sodium:potassium:chloride symporter activity. Gene Ontology annotation, cellular component: apical plasma membrane. The transcript has 26 exons.
AUGUCUCUGAACAACUCUUCCAAUGUAUUUCUGGAUUCAGUGCCCAGUAAUAGCAAUCGCUUUCAAGUUAAUGUCAUAAACGAGAGCCAUGAAAGUAGUGCAGCUGUGGAUAACAAUGCCGACCCUCCACAUUAUGAGGAAACCUCUUUUGGGGAUGAAACCCAGAACAGAUUCAGAAUCAGCUUUAGGCCUGGGAAUCAGGAGUGUUAUGACAGUUUCCUCCAAAAUGGAGAAAACGCUAAAACAGAUGCCAGUUUUCAUGCUUACGAUUCUCACACAAACACAUACUACCUACAAACCUUCGGCCACAACACCGUGGAUGCCGUUCCCAAGAUUGAGUACUAUCGCAACACGGGUAGCGUCAGCGGGCCCAAGGUCAACCGACCCAGCCUGCUGGAGAUUCACGAGCAACUUGCAAAGAACGUAGCGGUGGCGCCGGGUUUGGCCGACAGGGUUGCUAACGGUGAUGGGAUGCCUGAAGAUGAAGAAGCCGAAAACAAGGAAGGGGAGGAUAAAGCCGGCGCUGUGAAGUUUGGAUGGGUGAAAGGUGUGCUGGUAAGAUGCAUGCUGAACAUCUGGGGUGUCAUGCUCUUCAUUCGCCUCUCCUGGAUUGUUGGAGAAGCUGGAAUUGGUCUUGGAGUCAUCAUCAUCGGCCUGAGUGUGGUGGUGACAACACUCACAGGUAUUUCUAUGUCCGCUAUUUGCACAAAUGGAGUAGUAAGAGGAGGUGGGGCCUACUAUCUUAUUUCCAGAAGCUUAGGGCCCGAGUUCGGUGGAUCUAUAGGCUUGAUCUUUGCUUUUGCCAAUGCGGUGGCUGUUGCUAUGUAUGUGGUGGGAUUUGCUGAAACGGUGGUAGAUCUUCUUAAGGAGAGCAACUCAAUGAUGGUGGAUCCAACCAACGACAUUCGGAUAAUCGGCUCCAUCACAGUGGUGAUUCUUUUAGGAAUUUCAGUAGCUGGAAUGGAAUGGGAAGCAAAGGCUCAGGUGAUACUUCUGGUCAUUCUCCUCAUUGCUAUUGCAAACUUCUUCAUUGGAACCGUCAUUCCAUCCAACAAUGAGAAGAAGUCCAGAGGUUUCUUUAAUUACCAAGCAUCAAUAUUUGCGGAAAACUUUGGGCCCAGCUUCACAAAAGGUGAAGGCUUCUUCUCUGUCUUUGCCAUUUUUUUCCCAGCAGCUACUGGGAUUCUUGCUGGUGCCAAUAUCUCAGGAGACUUGGAGGAUCCCCAAGAUGCCAUCCCCAGAGGAACCAUGCUGGCCAUUUUCAUCACCACUGUCGCCUACAUAGGAGUUGCUAUUUGUGUAGGGGCCUGUGUGGUCCGAGACGCCACCGGAAGCAUGAAUGAUACCAUCAUUUCUGGGAUGAACUGCAAUGGUUCAGCAGCCUGUGGGUUGGGCUAUGACUUCUCAAGAUGUCGACAUGAACCAUGUCAAUAUGGGCUGAUGAACAAUUUCCAGGUUAUGAGCAUGGUGUCAGGGUUCGGCCCCCUCAUCACUGCCGGCAUCUUUUCUGCAACGCUCUCCUCAGCCCUGGCCUCCCUCGUCAGCGCACCCAAAGUGUUCCAGGCUCUGUGCAAGGACAACAUCUACAAAGCCCUGCAGUUCUUUGCAAAGGGAUAUGGGAAAAACAAUGAACCCCUGAGAGGAUACUUUCUCACUUUCCUUAUAGCCAUGGCAUUCAUUCUUAUUGCGGAACUGAACACCAUCGCCCCCAUCAUCUCCAACUUCUUCCUGGCCUCAUACGCACUUAUUAAUUUCUCCUGCUUCCAUGCCUCGUAUGCCAAAUCUCCGGGAUGGAGACCUGCAUAUGGAAUUUACAACAUGUGGGUAUCUCUUUUUGGAGCUAUUUUGUGCUGUGCAGUUAUGUUUGUCAUCAACUGGUGGGCAGCUGUCAUCACCUAUGUCAUUGAGUUCUUCCUCUACCUCUACGUGACUUAUAAGAAGCCAGACGUGAACUGGGGCUCCUCCACACAGGCUCUUUCCUACGUCAGUGCAUUAGACAACGCCCUGGAAUUAACUACCGUGGAAGACCAUGUGAAAAAUUUCAGGCCACAGUGCAUUGUCUUAACAGGGGGACCUAUGAUAAGACCUGCUCUCUUGGACAUUACUCAUGCCUUUACCAAGAACAGUGGCCUUUGCAUCUGCUGUGAAGUCUUUGUGGGACCUCGCAAGCUGUGUGUUAAAGAGAUGAACAGUGGCAUGGCAAAAAAGCAAGCCUGGCUUAUAAAGAACAAAAUCAAGGCUUUUUACGCUGCAGUGGCGGCAGAUUGUUUCAGAGAUGGUGUCCGAAGUCUCCUUCAGGCCUCGGGCUUAGGAAGAAUGAAACCAAACACUCUGGUGAUUGGAUUUAAAAAAAACUGGAGGAAAGCUCCCUUGACAGAGAUUGAGAACUAUGUGGGAAUCAUACAUGAUGCGUUUGACUUUGAGAUUGGUGUGGUCAUAGUCAGAAUCAACCAAGGGUUUGACAUCUCUCAGGUUCUUCAAGUGCAAGAUGAAUUAGAGAAAUUGGAACAGGAGAGACUGGCUUUGGAAGCCACUAUCAAAGAUAAUGAAUGUGAAGAAGGAAGUGGAGGCAUCCGAGGCUUCUUUAAAAAAGCUAGCAAGUUGAACAUUACUAAGCCAGCUCCUAAGAAAGACAGCAGCAUGAACACAAUCCAGUCGAUGCACGUGGGGGAGUUCAACCAGAAACUGGUAGAAGCCAGCACCCAAUUUAAAAAGAAGCAAGGAAAAGGCACAAUUGAUGUGUGGUGGUUGUUUGAUGAUGGAGGGUUAACACUCCUUAUCCCCUAUAUCUUGACUCUCAGAAAAAAGUGGAAAGACUGUAAAUUAAGAAUCUAUGUUGGAGGAAAGAUCAACCGCAUUGAAGAAGAAAAAAUAGCAAUGGCUUCUCUUCUGAGCAAAUUUAGGAUAAAAUUUGCAGAUAUCCAUAUCAUUGGUGACAUCAACAUUAAGCCAAACAAAGAGAGCUGGAAAGUCUUUGAAGAGAUGAUUGAACCAUAUCGUCUCCAUGAAAGCUGCAAAGAUUUAACAACUGCUGAGAAAUUAAAGAGAGAAACCCCAUGGAAAAUUACAGAUGCAGAACUGGAAGCAGUCAAGGAAAAGAGUUACCGCCAAGUUCGACUGAAUGAACUCUUACAGGAGCACUCGAGAGCUGCUAACCUCAUUGUCCUGAGCCUCCCAGUGGCAAGGAAAGGAUCUAUAUCAGAUUGGUUGUACAUGGCUUGGUUGGAAAUCCUCACGAAGAACCUCCCUCCUGUUUUACUAGUUAGAGGAAACCACAAAAAUGUCCUGACGUUUUACUCUUAAUACAUGAAAGAUUAGAACACACCUUAACUUAAUGUAUGAAUAAUUAAGAAACAUGUCCUAGUGCUUUAUGUUGUAAAUCUGAUCUAUGGAUAUGCAAACCUCUGAGACAAUCAUACAGGAUUCCAUAUAAACUAUGUCA